Messenger RNA from Sesamum indicum (sesame), 1419 nucleotides. Its product is annotated as triacylglycerol lipase 2. NCBI's taxonomy places the organism in Eukaryota, Viridiplantae, Streptophyta, Magnoliopsida, Lamiales, Pedaliaceae. The record is from RefSeq and is a predicted model, not a curated record. Gene Ontology annotation, biological process: lipid metabolic process. Gene Ontology annotation, molecular function: hydrolase activity, acting on ester bonds.
UUUAUCACAAAACUGAGAUAACAUAUUUGUCGUAGAAAUGGUUGUCAAGACAAUUAUAACAUCCUUAAUUCUCGUGUUCUUACUUAGUACAUCGGCAGCUGGUGGAAGAACAAAGCUGAUGGGCCUGGAUUCUGGUGAUUAUGCAGAUGGUAUCUGUAAGUCAAGGGUGGAGGCACAAGGUUAUAGCUGUGAAGAGCAUAAAGUGACAACCAAAGACGGUUAUAUUCUGAGCUUGCAGAGGAUUCCGGCGGGACGAUCCGACGGCAAGAAGACAGGAGCUAGGCCACCAGUUCUUCUCCAACAUGGACUCAUGAGUGAUGCUUUGACAUGGCUGUCGAAUUCUCCGGAUGAAUCUUUGGGAUUCAUAUUGGCGGAUAACGGUUUCGAUGUUUGGCUGGCCAAUGUUCGUGGUACGAAUUAUAGCAGCGGACACACGUCUCUCAGUCCCAACGAUCCGGAAUACUGGGACUGGUCAUGGGACGAGUUAGUAGAGUACGACCUACCAGCUUUUGUCCAAUAUGUUAAUGGCCAAACAGGGCAGAAGUUGCACUAUGUUGGUCAUUCUUUGGGGACUUUGAUGUCUUUUGGUGCAUUUUCAAGAGAAGAGGUGAUAAACAUGGUAAGAUCAGCUGCUUUGCUCAGCCCCAUAGCCUACAUGGGUCAGAUGCCAUCUCCACUUGCCAGAGCUGCUGCUGAUAUAUUCACAGCUGAAGUCUUAUACUGGUUGGGGCUCAAAGAGUUUGCUCCAGGAGGAGGGCCUGCUUCCAAACUCGUCAGUGAUAUAUGCAGCACGAUCGAUUGUACUGACCUGGAGAGUGUAAUUACAGGCCCUAAUUGUUGCAUGAAUUCUUCAAGCUCAAAUCUUGCUCACCAACAACCUACGGCCACAAAGAACAUGAUCCAUUUAGCCCAGAUGAUCAGACAAGGGACCAUAGCGAUGUACGACUACGGUAGCGACGACGACAACAACAAACACUACGGACAGACGACUCCACCGGACUACAACAUGACCAGCAUUCCCAACGACCUUCCUCUUUUCCUCAGCUACGGAGGAGAGGAUUUGCUCUCCGAUGUCAAAGACGUGCAGACGUUGAUCGACACGCUCUCGGACCACGACCCCGAUAAGCUUGUAUUGCACUACGUCGACGACUAUGCUCAUCUAGACUUUGUUUCUGCAGUGAACGCUAAGCAGGUUGUGUACGAUCCUCUCAUCGCCUUCUUCCGACUGAAUCAGAAAUGAGCAAUGUUUAGGAGGUAUUAGAACUUUAGGUCCCAAUACAAACCUACUUAUUUAUGUAAAUUUUAAGUGAACUUCAACAUAUAUAGUAAGCAAACAAAUGUGUACAUCCUUUGUAGUAUAUUAUACUAAUUACUUGGUAAAUAUAUACGGGCUUAAAUGCAAUUUAAUCCCGUGUGAUA